Gasterosteus aculeatus aculeatus (three-spined stickleback) is the source of this 3498-nucleotide messenger RNA. Its product is annotated as mRNA decay activator protein ZFP36L1. The record is from RefSeq and is a predicted model, not a curated record. Gene Ontology annotation, molecular function: mRNA binding; metal ion binding. NCBI's taxonomy places the organism in Eukaryota, Metazoa, Chordata, Actinopteri, Perciformes, Gasterosteidae.
GGAUGCCAACAGAUGGCCGAGGAACUUUCCUCCAAGGGGGUCACGUUGCUCUCUCUCUCUCCCACGUUCUUGUCUCCUUUUCAACGGAUCUGACUUCUCCUUCAUUUCUAUCCCCUUUUAAAAAAAACACUUGGGACCAGCAGCUUCUCAACCGUAGGAGAGCCAAGACGAGAGAACUUUUUAUCCUCCCCAGCCUCUCCAGUCACCGGCUCCUUCAUCCGGCUAGGACGGCGGAGUAAACCAUGCCCUCCGACUUUCUAACGCCUUUCUUGGAACUGGAUGAGGAAUUCUUUAAGAAUUUCCGUGGCCUGGAGGCAACAGAUGGCUCGUCAAUCGGCUCACAGCCGCAACGGACGCAGCACAGUCAGAGAGUCCUGGGCUUCCAGCGUCGCCAUUCUCUGUGCCCCGUGACCCUCCCUAACUCCAAGUUUAACAACAGCAGCAGCAGCAGCAGCAGCAACUCUGAGGUGACUGACGCGGCAGCCGGCUGGGGCCUCAACGUGGCCCCCAGCCAGGGGUGGAGCGGAGAAAGUCAGCUUCCUCGCUCCACACUCAGCCACAUUCCCUUCAGGGUCGACCGCUCGGUCAGCAUGAUCGAGGGCAACGUCAGCGGCUCAGUAGGCAGAGACGACCAGAUGGCUAACGUGUCCCCGAAAGUGCUGCUCCCGCCGCCAGGCUUCUCCCUCAGCAACGCCUCCUUCUCCUCCCUCGUGUCCCCCUCGACCUCCAGGCCCCUUGCCCCCUCGCCUCACAUCUCUACCCGGUACAAGACCGAGCUCUGCCGCACCUUCGAAGAGAGCGGGACCUGCAAGUACGGCGCCAAGUGCCAGUUCGCCCACGGCAUGGAUGAGAUGAGGGGGCUCAGCAGGCACCCCAAGUACAAGACGGAGCCGUGCCGCACAUUCCACACGAUAGGCUUCUGCCCGUACGGGGCCCGCUGCCACUUCAUCCACAACGCCGACGAGGUCCUCGGCAACAGCAUUGCUGGCGCGCCUCCGCAGAAGAUGAGGCCUCCUCUCCUGCGGCACAGCCUCAGCUUUGCAGGCUUCUCCUCCUCUAUGCAGACUUUCCAACCAGUUGAGGAGUUGCAGCCUUCCUCGUUCCUCUUCACCCGGGCCUCUUCCGUCUCCCCUCCUCCGUCCUCCACGGGGAGCCCGGAGCUCCUUUCCCCUCUCUUCCCCGAGCCGGGGGCCCUAAAGCAUUGUCCCUACCCUUUCUCCGGAAUCCCCGCCUUGACCGACGACGGCGGCGAUUCGGCUCUGCGGUUCUACGCCAUUAAGGAUUCUGUCGGCACCAGGUGUUCGUCCGCUUUCCCAUCCAAAAACCCGAACCUGGCGUACCACCUCCCCCAGCAACUGCCGGUCUCCCUGAGCGGCCUGGCCGGCCUCCAACGCUGCUCGUCGGCAGACUCCCUCUCUGAGGAAGGCUACACCUCCUCCUGCUCGCUCAGCUCUUCCUCCAGCGGCACAGAGUCGCCGAGCUUCGAGGGCCGUCGCCUGCCCAUCUUCAGCCGGCUGUCUGUCACAGACGACUAGGGAAGAGUUUUGCUGUAGGGCUGGAUUUCACCAGGGCGUAAGCGGUCUAGUUGUUAAGUUGAUGUGACGAGGUACUGGUGUCGGCUCUUCUUUCCGGUCCACAAACAAUUUAAGAUACCUGUCACAAAGGAUUAAAGCAUUAGUUAUUCAGCUCCUCCCUAAAUCCAGCCAGGUAAACAUACCCAACUUUGUGCAUAUUGCAUUCCUCAUCCAAGCAGUUGUAGCGCUGCUCAGUGUUUGUCCACUUUUAGCUGACUUGUUUUUUGUUUUUUUAUUUUUUGAAUUGUUGUUUUUAUGAAAUUGUUUGCCAUUGUUACUGCUGUAUACUGUUGUAUACCCAUUUUAGAGAGUAUUUUGAGUGUACUUUGUGGAGCUUGGCAUUGACGCCCAUAUGUUAUUCCUACUGGGUGGGUCAGUUCCAUGUGAGAGUUUUCCUUUGCCCUGAAUUGACAAGGAUUAUGAGAUGAAUGCUGUUUGCCGUAUGUAUGACUGGUGUGCGCUAUCCACAUUGUAUUUUUAAUAUAGCCAUGUUGUUUUUUAACAGAUCUUAUUUGUACUCCUUACAGUUUAUAGUGACGCUAGCAGCUCUUCUCCAGUUGUAUUGAGGCUUUCCAAAUGUGUCAAACCAGCCUCUUUUAACUGUAUGCUGUCACUGAUUGAGUUAUCAAUUGGUUGAAUGGUUGUAGCCACGUGAUUGUAUUUGUCAGCCAUUUUUACUGCUUGUCAAGGAUUCAGCUGAACCUCAUUUCAGCAAAAAGAAGUGUAAGCGACCCACUGACUCUCUCUAGUUACCAAAGUUGAUGUUAGAGUUCCCCCUAACCCACUAGAACUGUUAACUGUUAGUCUUUAACCACAGGGUUAUGAUGACUGUUGUUAAACCUUCACACUUUCGAAGACUUAUUUAUUGCUUUUUUGUAUAAUUCGUUGAGUUUGUGGUUAUUUGUAUGCAUUGUUUUAUAUACCCGAGAAAUUAUGCUUUACUUAUGCAUUCAUGAUGUCUGAUAUCUGCUUGUUUUUGACGCUAUCUAGCAGCUUUAAGAAGGCUCGCGGACAGGAGAGGGAAAAGGAGAAAGAGAAACAUUUUUGGCAUUCUAUAUGUACUUAUGUUGCCUUAUUGGCUAUCAGGCCUGGCAGAAAUCAGGACUUGCUGAGUUCUCACACAGACAGCAGCUCCACGAGUUGGUCCCCUGCAGAGCCACCGGCCUGCCUGCUGUCAUUGUGAGCAUCCGGCGAGUCUCCUCUCCUCUCCAUGAAGCCUCCAAUCUCUGACUGUAAUAACCUUUUUGUUAAGUGCUGUUAUCUAAAUGUAAAGCAAAAUGCUGGGGAUACGGGGGUGUUUUACGCAGCUAUCAAAAGAAAUGUGUAUGUUGGAGAAUUCCAUAUUCCAUUGCACACGUUCCUUUCAUUGGGACUGCUGAACUACAGCCUUGUGGUCCUGGUGUGUGGAGAUCCCUGUGUGCCAUCUACUUGUUGACAGGUGACCUUUGUUUAUUGUUGACUUUUAUGAUUCUGAGUUGCCUCGAUGAAAAUGUGUUUAUUGGCUGACUACUGUUGCACGCCAGCCAGCUGGUUAGCUCGCUAACUCUCCGAAUGAAAUCAAGCGAGUUUGAAUGAAACAGGCAAUGUCGGCAUUGCUUGUUUUGUGUCGUGAAGUCAACUCAACCUGCUCCAAGGAGUCCGGAGAUGCUUCUUGUAGUUUAUUGUUCGCUUGAACCGGCAGCAAGCCGUUUUUUUUUGUAACUUUUGUUAACUUAAAGCCUUAUUUAUUUUUUUGUUUUUCGAAGCGAAACCUUAUUGUGGUGUUUGAUAUCUUAUUUUCUUUUUUGUUUUCUUUUACAUAAUUUACAACAAUAAUUUAUAGUGCAUUUAUUGUUUACAUUCCACGAGUUAUGUUGAUAUCCUAGCUCUUUAUCUUAAUAUAUUUGUCCCCUUUUAUUUCAAAAUAAAAGUCUUUGAAAAGUGA